This is a messenger RNA of Parnassius mnemosyne (clouded apollo), 1518 nucleotides long. The record is from the annotation of a GenBank genome assembly. NCBI's taxonomy places the organism in Eukaryota, Metazoa, Arthropoda, Insecta, Lepidoptera, Papilionidae.
AUGUUAGUUUACUUAUUUUUAGUUAUUGCAAUUCUUACAAUUGUAAUAAACAGAUGGAAGUCCCGGAGAAUUUUGAAACUUUCCAGACAAUUGCAAAAUAAAUUUAAAGCAUACCCAUUAGUGGGGCAUGGAUAUGCGUUUAGUGGUUCCGAUGUAGAUCGAAUGAAAGCUUUCAUAGAAUUUGGCUUGGAGGCGAUCAACAACAAUGGCGUCACAAGCUUGUGGUUUGGUUAUGAUUAUUACACAGUUAUUGCCGAUGCUGUUAUUGCCGAUAAUGUAAUGAAAUCUUGUCUAGACAAGAGUAACUUAUCGGACGUUAUUCAACAUCUCAUUGGAAAUGGAAGCAUAUUUGCUCCAGUUAGAAUUUGGAGACCUCGUCGUAAAGUUGUUGCACCAACAUUUUCACAGAAAAAUCUCCAGGCUUUCUUCGAAGUUUUCUCACAGCAAAGCUGCAUUUUGGUGGAACGAUUGAGCUUGGCCGUUGACAAAGAAGCUUUUUCCGUAUGGAAAUACUUUAGCACUUUUAGCAUGGACUCUAUUUGCGAAACGGCAUUUGGUGUUAAGGCGAAUGCACAAUCGCAACCUGAUCAGCCUUUCUUGGCUGCGUUUGAUGAGUAUAGCUCGCUGAUUGCUGCCCGUAUGUGCCAACCCUGGUUGCGUAUCGACGCUUUCUACAAACUUUUACCAGACUCUAAAAAACUAGAAAAGAACAAGAAAUUGAUUUGUGAUUAUGUUGACAAGGUUGUUAAAUCAAAACUAGCAAACCAGAAAGAUAAUAUAUCAUCUGAGGAAAAUGCAAACAGAAGUGCUUACAAGACGUUCCUAGAAAUAAUGAUAGAAUCAUCAGGCAAUCGCCGUUUCACCGAUGAAGAACUUCGGGAAGAAAUUCUCGUAAUCGUCUUAGCCGGGACAGAUACGUCUGCUGUUGGCGCAUCAUUUACUUCGGCGAUGCUCUCCAGAUAUAUGGAUGUGCAAAAUAAAGUUUAUGAAGAAUUGUGCGAAGUCUUCGGAGACGUAAGUAGGCCAGUUACGUAUGAAGACUUACCGAAACUAAAAUAUCUGGAUGCUGUCAUCAAAGAGACUAUGAGGCUUUACACUCCAGUUCCCGUUGUAUCUCGAAUAUUGGAUAAGGAUAUCAGUUUACCAUCUGGUUUAACACUUGUAAAGGAUUCUGGUGCUCUUAUUAACAUUUGGGCUCUUCAUCGCAAUCCACGGUAUUGGGGCAAAGAUGCUGAAGAGUUCAGACCGGAACGGUUUCUGGAAGGUCCACUCGAGUAUCCGGCCGCUUUUAUACCUUUUAGUCACGGAGCUAGAAAUUGCUUAGGUUACCAAUACGCAAUGAUGACCAUGAAGACGGCGUUAGCGACAGUUUUACGUCAGUAUCGCUUCUUACCAGCGGAGCCUAAUGCAACGGAAGCCGAUUUACGUAAACCGCUUCGAGUUAAAUACGACCUUAUGAUGAGAAAUGUUGACAAUUAUAUGGUGCGAAUUGAAUCUAGGAGCAAAAGCAGUGUUUAG